GCCGCCGGGAGCGGAAGUCGCCAUGGUGCGGUUCAAACACAGGUACCUGCUCUGCGAAGUGGUGUCCGACGACCCCCGCUGCCGCCUGAGUCUGGAUGACCGAGUGCUGGGCGGCCUCGUACGGGACACGAUCGCCCGCCUGCACGGGACUUUCGGCGGGGCCGCCUGCUCCAUCGGCUUCGCGGUGCGAUACCUCAAUGCCUAUACUGGAAUAGUGCUACUUCGAUGCCGAAAGGAGUUCUACCAGCUUGUGUGGUCAGCUCUUCCCUUCAUCACACACUUGGAGAACAAAGGACACCGUUACCCGUGUUUUCUCAACACCUUGCACGUGGGAGGUACAAUUAGAACAUGCCAGAAGUUCCUGAUUCAGUACAACAGGAGACAGCUGUUGAUCUUGUUGCAGAACUGCACUGAUGAAGGGGAGCGGGAAGCUAUCCAGAAGUCUGUCACAAGAAGCUGCUUACUGGAGGAGGAACCGGGUGAGGAGGAGCUUUCCGAUGGUGGUGAGGAGGCUGCUGAAGCAAUGGAGUGAACCUCUGCAGGCUGCACAGUGCCCAAGCCUCGGGGCCCACUUGUUGGAACAGGGCAUUCUGGGAGGCGCUGGAUCUUCUACACUUCCAGGAUCUCCUUUCUCCAUCAUAGAAUGGAUGUCACUCCAAGUCCAUGACACAUCUGAUAGAUUUGUGGCUUUUGCCUCAACCUGCCCUUUCAUCUCAGGCUGGAACACCCUCAUCCCCCUCAGAGUUCCUGACCCUGGAUUUCUGAACGGCUUUCGGUUAACAAUGACAGGUUAUAGCUACGCCCAGCUCACAAUCAUACUAGCUGAUAAUUUAACCUAUUUAUAAUAAGUAUGUCUAGCUGACCUGAAUUGAACUUAAAAAAAAAUCUGCCCUGUCCAGGCAGCUCAGUUGGUUAGAGCAUCGUCCCGAUACGCCAAGGUUGCAGGCUCAAUCUCCAGUCAGGGAACACACAAAAAUCAACCAAUGAAUGCAUAAAUAAGGGGAACAAAAAUCAAUGUUUCUUUUUUUCCCCUCUCUCUAAAAACUCAAUGAAUUAAAUAAAUAAAACAGAAAGCUCA
Molecule: messenger RNA, 1078 nt
Organism: Eptesicus fuscus (big brown bat)
Lineage: Eukaryota; Metazoa; Chordata; Mammalia; Chiroptera; Vespertilionidae
Gene: POP5
Product: POP5 homolog, ribonuclease P/MRP subunit
Exons: 5
Coding region: 23-532 (169 amino acids)
Biological process (GO): tRNA 5'-leader removal
Cellular component (GO): ribonuclease P complex
Molecular function (GO): ribonuclease P RNA binding
Source: RefSeq, a predicted model, not a curated record